Molecule: messenger RNA, 1989 nt
Organism: Penicillium brasilianum
Lineage: Eukaryota; Fungi; Ascomycota; Eurotiomycetes; Eurotiales; Aspergillaceae
Source: the annotation of a GenBank genome assembly
AUGCGCCCAGGUCGUCGGCUCGAAACUUUUUUUUUUAUCGCGAUAGGCGGGCGUCUUAUGUCAUCCGCAACAAGGCGCCUUCGGGGAACGGACAACCACCGCCGAACAAGCCAACUUCACCCUCGGACUCGUUUCCACGAGGCUGACGUCCUGUUGCCCUUAUAAAUCUGCGUCGCGAUCCAGCGAUGUAUAUGCGUUCGUCCGCAACAUCUCGCUUAGCGGCAUUACACUCUGCCUGAGCGAUGCCCAUUCGAGGCUCUUUGAAUCACAGCCGCCAGUCACCACUCGCACUUCGUCGACCCCAAUGGCAUCCUCCGGCCAGCUAUCAGAGAUUCCACAUCUCGUGGCUCGCAUCAAGACUCUCACAAAUCCACAAUUGAAGGAACUUCUGCGCAAUGAGGGACUCGCGGUAUCGGGUGUCAAGGCGUCGCUACAGUUGCGCAUCAUUGACUAUCUCGAGCGCCUUGCCAAUUCCGAAGGCAAUGGAGCCCGUUACGAUGCCCUCAAGCGACUCAUCUAUCAGGUCGCAAUCCCCGGAGCUUCGGCUUUCCAGUCUUCUUCGCCCAGCUAUCAACUUCCACCUCCACCUACGAUUCAGCCUACACCGUCGCAAUCUCGACCUUCUUCUUUGGGCGCCAUGGCUCCCCAGCCCAGCUCACAUGCAGGUCGCCUAGCUUUCAAAGAAAGCCCCUUCUUCACGAUCAUAUCUCCACUCACUUCGGUGAUGGAAUGUAAAGUCCGUGAACAGACGAGGGAUAGCAUUGAGCUUAAGGUCUUGCUGAGUGCAUCCACGGCAUCGGAUCUGCAGACCGACCCUAACCUUCGGGUGAUGAUCUACUGUGCGGCCGACUCCGGCCUCAAGCAAUAUACCAAGUCAGAUAUUGCGUUCCCCCAUCAAGUAGAGCUCAAGGCCAAUCUGGAUGAAGUCAAAGCCAAUCUCCGGGGCCUGAAGAAUAGACCAGGCACCACCCAGCCCGCAGAUGUCACAGCCCAUAUACGCAAAAAGGCAAAUUAUCCUAAUAACAUUGUGAUGACUUAUGCAUUAACAACCAAAAAAUUCUUCGUGAUUGCCAACCUUGUCCGACAACACCCCGUUGAAGAACUUGUAUCGCAACUCAAAUCCCGCAAGAUCAUCUCAAAGGAACAGGUGAUCCGUGAAAUGAAAAAUCGCGCAGAGGAUACCGAUAUAGUUGCGACAUCAAGUAUCAUGUCACUAAAGUGCCCGCUCUCAACGCUCAGAAUACAAGUUCCUUGUCGCUCAGUGGUCUGCACCCACAACCAGUGCUUUGAUGCGUCCUCUUUUCUGGAACUGCAGAAGCAGGCUCCCACCUGGACCUGUCCCGUGUGCUCAAAGUCCACGAGCUUUGAGUCGUUGCAGGUAGACCAAUAUGUUGAUGACAUUCUUGGAUCCACCUCACGAGAUGUGGAUUCAGUGGUUGUGGAACCGGACGGCACGUGGACUGCACCUAGCGAUGCAAAUGCAGUGAACCUCGGCGAGCGAACUCCCACCAGCGACGAUGAUGAUGACGACGAUCUGAUUGAAAUCAGUGAGCCGGGCAAUCCCUUUAUGAAACAAGAAUCGAUGUCGGCAAACAUCUUGCUGGAGCGAACUCCGGCACAGUCCAAGUCCCGAGAAGCGUCAACUCCCUCCUCAGCGGCUCGCUUAUCAAGUAAGAAACGCCCCGCAGCUCAGGUCAUCGACCUCACUGGCAGUGAUGACGACGAUGAUGAAUCGCCCGCUCCUCCUGUGAAGCGUCCAGCCUUGAAUUUUGGUGUACGCGGGAUAGCACCGCAUGAUUCUCACACGCCAGUGGCCAACAGCCCUCUGAAUGAUCGAGCUUAUCCACCUCCUUCGUAUUAGGGGGCAUCGUCGUAGGAUCUUGGUUCACCAAAUUCACGUAUUCUUUGGUUCCGAGCUCCUGACUCUUUUGGGAGCUGGGCUUCUUCUUUUCCAUAUUUCCUUAUCUUCGUCGAUUCCCCCCCCCCCCC